Daucus carota subsp. sativus is the source of this 1111-nucleotide messenger RNA. RefSeq names its product xyloglucan endotransglucosylase protein 6. Gene Ontology annotation, cellular component: apoplast; cell wall. Gene Ontology annotation, molecular function: xyloglucan:xyloglucosyl transferase activity; hydrolase activity, hydrolyzing O-glycosyl compounds. Lineage: Eukaryota; Viridiplantae; Streptophyta; Magnoliopsida; Apiales; Apiaceae. Gene Ontology annotation, biological process: xyloglucan metabolic process; cell wall biogenesis. The record is from RefSeq and is a predicted model, not a curated record. The coding region runs from base 76 to 948 and encodes 290 amino acids. The transcript is spliced from 4 exons.
AAGCUAACUCACUUAUAAGUUGCAACACUUCUCUCCCUCUCUCUCUUUCUCGACAGAAGCAAAUAGAAACACACAAUGGGUCCUGCUUCUUCAUUGUUCUUCAUGGGUCUGGUCAUGGUGGUGGGCUCAGUUAGCUCAUCCAGAUUCGAUGAACUGUUCCAGGCACAAUGGGCCUUGGAUCAUUUCGUUUACCAAGGGGACACAGUUCAGAUGAAGCUCGAUAACUUUUCGGGGGCAGGGUUCUCAUCAAAGAACAAAUACAUGUUUGGGAAAGUGAACGUGCAGAUAAAGCUUGUUGAGGGCGACUCUGCUGGAACUGUCACUGCUUUUUAUAUGUCAUCGGAUGGUCCAAAACACCAUGAAUUCGAUUUUGAGUUUCUUGGCAACACCACUGGGGAACCCUACAUAGUCCAAACCAAUGUUUAUGUGAAUGGAGUGGGUAACAGAGAACAAAGAUUGAACCUCUGGUUCGACCCGACUAAGGACUUCCAUUCCUAUUCCAUCCUCUGGAACCAACGCCAAGUUGUAUUUUUGGUGGAUGAUACGCCGAUCAGAGUCCACUCCAACUUAGAACACAAGGGCUUGCCAUUCCCCAAGGACCAAGCCAUGGGCGUGUACAGUUCCAUAUGGAACGCGGACGAUUGGGCCACUCAGGGUGGUAGAGUCAAGACAGACUGGUCCCAUGCACCUUUCAUUGCUUCUUACAGAGGUUUUGAAAUCGAUGGUUGCGAGUGUCCAGCCACCGUGGCUGCCGCAGAAGUUUCAAGAAAGUGCAGCAGUAGCGCUGAGAAGCGUUACUGGUGGGAUGAACCCAGAUUGUCUGAGUUAAGCCUGCAUCAGAGCCACCAACUUCUGUGGGUUCGAGCCAACCAUAUGAUCUACGACUACUGCACAGACACCGCGAGGUUUCCGGUCACUCCUGUGGAAUGCCAGCACCACCACCACUAGUCUUGGAUGUUGUAUGAAUGGUUUCAAAAAGGGGUUCAAUCAGGAUGUAGAAAAACAUAAAAGUCACUUGAAGUCAAUAGACACAUGAACUCCAUGUUAAGUAGUUUCCUCCUGCACACAUUGUAAAAUAUGGGUAAUGUGGAAUGUAAAAUUGUUUCUUUCA